UCUUAGUCAUUGAAUUCCUGCUUUUGAGGAAUUUCAAUGUCAUAUGAGUGUUAGAAUAACAUGUUUCAAUAUGGCGGCAGACAAGGAAUGCGAAGUAGAUAAUGUUUCAUCAAGCCCUAAUACAGGCGAAACUGGCGCUGAGGCAACGGAAAAAUCGGGAUGGUUGUUGAAAAGAACGAAGCAUUCGAAGCAAUGGGAAAAGAAAUGGUUUUCACUAAAAGAAAGAACUUUAUAUUAUGGCGACUCUCCUGAUGAUACAUCUAAAUCCUUUGUACUAGAUUCAUGUGAAAUUGCAACAUGUGAAAUAAAAUCAAAAAACUUCACAUUCUGUCUGAAGCCAAAAGACACACAGAGAAAGUAUUUCCUUUGUGCCGAAACGGAAUCAGAGCUACAAGAAUGGAUGCAAGUAUUGUAUCUUGCAAGAAGUUUAGGACAAAAGAACACACCAGGCUCGGAAGCUUGUGUCAUUCAAUGAAGAGUUGUUAAAGCAAUGAUGAUGAAGACGGUGUUUAUUAUGUAAUAUAAAGAUCUGUGUCAAAUAGAAUGUGAAUAAAAAAUAAUAUAUUUCUGGUUACUUUCAGUUUGCUGCUUAGUUAACAGGA
Messenger RNA from Dendronephthya gigantea, 602 nucleotides. RefSeq names its product PH domain-containing protein DDB_G0274775-like. Gene Ontology annotation, biological process: endosome organization; receptor recycling; retrograde transport, endosome to Golgi. The coding region runs from base 44 to 475 and encodes 143 amino acids. The record is from RefSeq and is a predicted model, not a curated record. NCBI's taxonomy places the organism in Eukaryota, Metazoa, Cnidaria, Anthozoa, Malacalcyonacea, Nephtheidae. The transcript has 2 exons. Gene Ontology annotation, cellular component: recycling endosome; trans-Golgi network; early endosome.